Blastomyces dermatitidis ER-3 is the source of this 2384-nucleotide messenger RNA. RefSeq lists its product as hypothetical. The transcript has 2 exons. The record is from RefSeq and is a predicted model, not a curated record. Lineage: Eukaryota; Fungi; Ascomycota; Eurotiomycetes; Onygenales; Ajellomycetaceae. The coding region runs from base 303 to 1292 and encodes 329 amino acids.
CUCCAUUCGUUUAUCCGUUCAACAUUGGAACAUCUGCACCCUGCAAGCAAAUUCGCUGGUGGCGUCGCAUCGGCAAAAGCAAGCCCCGAGCCCCUGAGCGCAAGUUCAUCUCGCUUUGGUAGACGGGGUCGGUCUCAGAAGGAUGAGCCGGACGUUUAGGUUACGCUGGCUAGCGCUGGUUUGGAGGCUCUGCUGCCUGAUCUGCAGCGAAUGAACCGGCUUUUUCGCGCCCAGAGGUGAUCCUCUUUCGUCGCGGCGUCGGAGGCGCAAAGACAGUGGAUACAUGAAUCUAGACUUGACGCAUGCGAUGUUUCUGGGGCGCGAGGGGGGCCCUAGCACCAUGCCCCCCUUGGUAUAAAAGCCAGCGUCGCGUUUUCUACGACAUCUUGCGGCCGCCCUGUUGUGAUUUUUAUUGCAGUCGUUGCUUUGGCGGGGGAAACGGCUUGCAACAUUUUUCUGCGCAAACCAUUUACUUGCCCUGCAGUCCCGCUGAUUUUGUAGCAUCGGCCCUGCUCUCAUCUCUCAAGAUACCCAUUCAAUUUUAUUUCCCUUUCUCUCUACUCCGUAGAGGCAUGGGUCUUCCGAAUGCCACACGCCCUUACAGGGACGAUGCGCCCCUCCCCUCUUCUGCUUCCGCUCACUCUCUCCAGCCAUAUCAGGACUUGGAGCCGGAAGAUAGCCCCCCAGCCUACAUGGAAGAAGACGCUGCAGCCGUCGUUCAGCCUGUCUCUAUCAUCACAGGACCCAACGAUCUCUCCUCGGUAACCCGCCUAGUGAGCUAUUACGAUAUCCCGGGCGGGCGAGUAAUAUCCUCUUCACGCGCCAAGAAGACCUACACGGUGACUCUGGCACCAGAACUCUCUCAGGACCCCGAAGCACUUAGUACGCUGGUUAAAUGUCAGGUCCAACGCCCGCCCAUGCCCGUGAUCGUUGUCAAGGGCACGCAUACGGUGACGAGGAAAAAUUCAGGGUCGAAUAAAGGGGGAUCCAAUAAGGAGACGGUUGUGGAUUUCGAUUUUCGCAUAAACUGUAUCAAUUCUGUCCUGCCGGAUGUUUUUACCUCCGGGAAUCGGUCUCGGUUUGUGGAGAUUGUUCAGGAUCAGGAUGGGAGAAAGGCCUAUAGGGGCGGGAGGUUUAAAAGUAAGGGUGCUAAUAAGAAGAGAGGGAGUUCCGGUGCCAAUCCAGGUCCGGAUCUUGAGGAGGCUCAGGGGUUGACGGCCGACAGUGGCGGACCCGAUCUGAAGGAGUGGUGCAGGCGGUUCUGCGAGGAUAAGUCGGGUGUUAAGUCGUGAGUUUUCACUGCCCCUUAUUUUCUCUUCAAUUGCAUGGGAGAUACGUGCACACAGAGGCUACGGGGGUAUACAGAGUGGCGAUAUACAUAAUGCCCCAAAAACUAAAACAACCCUCUCCUCCCUUUCCAGCUUCACCUUCCACCGCACCUUCGAAGCCUGGAACUACACCGCCAUCCAAAAAGGCAUCACAACCCUAAUCCGCUCCCUCAACUACCGCGGCCGCAUCUCCAUAGAACUCCACACCCACAACGCCCACUUAACCGUCUACUCCCCCUCCCUCAUCAACAAACUGCGUAUAAACACCUUCGUCUGGUGGGCUUGCAUCAUCCUCCAACUCUGGAUCCUCACCUGGCCCCUCCUCAUACUGCUGGAGAAGCGCUACGAACCCGUCACGGCCACCUGGUACGCCUGGUACAACGAGCAACACGCGUGCGGCCUUAGCGAGGCGAUGUGGUUAAAUGUUUUCACGCCGGUUAUUAAGCGAUCGGUGCUGGCGCGGGCGAAGGAUGGCGAGAUGGUAGGGCUCGAGGAGGCACAGGGGGCUGUGUAUGAGGCGGAGAGAGUGGCCCGUGGUGAAGUUGGGAGUACGGAGUCGGAGUCGGAGAGGGAGAGGAGGGAGAGGAUGCAGAGGGGCCAGGGGAGUUGGACAGAUUCUUUGGUGGGAGUGGUGAGGGGGGUGGCGGAGGUAGGGAGGGAGUAUAACCAGGCUGUUGGGUGGGGUGGAGAUUGCUGAUUGCUCAAGGUUUACUAUAACCGUUCCGCUUUCUUCGUGAUCGUUAUGCGGAUUGGCUGCUACCUAGGCAUGUGUAGGUGGAUAUAUUCUCAUAUUGUAAUCAUCUGAUAUUUAUUACGUGGUCCAUAUUUGUGGUGUAUAUGCAUUAAGUAUUUUCGAUUUAUCUGCGUUGAAGGGGACUUGUUAAGUGUAACUAUCUGAUCUUACAUAUUCAAAUGCAAGCGAUAAGGCAACUAAACAAGACAAGAUGUUCAUUUAAUGCAUCCGGAUACAUUCGAGGAUAUUCCCUUUUAUCUAUAAAUGUGAUGAUAUACCUUCGCUACUAAAGAAUCAAUUAGCAAUAUAACUUUUUUCCCGUG